This is a messenger RNA of Gopherus flavomarginatus (Mexican gopher tortoise), 6283 nucleotides long. It is a transcript of the gene OTUD4, whose product is annotated as OTU deubiquitinase 4. Lineage: Eukaryota; Metazoa; Chordata; Testudines; Testudinidae. The transcript has 22 exons. Gene Ontology annotation, biological process: negative regulation of toll-like receptor signaling pathway; negative regulation of interleukin-1-mediated signaling pathway; protein deubiquitination. The record is from RefSeq and is a predicted model, not a curated record. Gene Ontology annotation, molecular function: cysteine-type deubiquitinase activity; K63-linked deubiquitinase activity. The coding region runs from base 1465 to 4851 and encodes 1128 amino acids.
CAGACAGGGUUUCUGGGUUUUAGGGCCUAGUUCGAUGGAUUAAAUUAAAAGACAAAAUGAGCAAGUCUUCGUGAAACUGAAACUUGGGUGGGCUGGCUGCUGUGGGUCAGUCUGUCUGCUUAUUCCUACUGAAAUAGUAUACCUUGCCACGCUUGUGACUCCAGAGCUGAUUCUGUUUCUUGGACCGCCCUCCCAGUGUUCUCAAAUGUUUUUAUUGGUCUCUGUACCAGUAAUAUGAUGAGAUGCUGGCUGGGAUUUGCCUUUCGUUAAGGCAAAGCUUGAAUGUGAGUGAAAAAACUUGAGGGGAAUGGGGAAAAAAAAAAAGGAAGAAAGGUAAGACACUGGUCCUGAAGAAUGCCAAAUAAAAUUGGAGGCACUCCCAAGGAACUUUAUGGGUGGUUAUUGUAAUUUGCUAGGCCUUAAGCCAGUUGAAAUGUAAGAGUACAAUAUAGCAAAAAAUGCAACAUACCCUUUUAGUAGAGGAUUAACUGUUUUGCACUGUUUGGAAUAAUCACUAAUUGUUGACAUUGCAGGUUAACUGGUAUAAUACUUACUUUUCAAUUAUCCUACCGUAUACUCGUUAUAGAACUGAAAAGAAAAUUGACCUUUCCAGUUGUCUUGCUUCUGGUCUUUUUUUUUUAAUAAAGACUUAUGAAAUGCCAUAUGAAAUUGAAGCCAUUUAAUUGUAAGGGAGUUUAGCUGAGGAACUGUACCCAACUUGUAUGACAACGCCAGAGACGCAUAUUGCAUUUUUGAUUGAACUGAUAAUCAUGUCCAUGGAAGUCCCAACAGCGUUUUGCUGUAAAAAAACAAGGCAGGAACUAGGCAAGGAAAAAAUCUCUGUGCUACAAGAUACAUGCCUGCCCUCUUCUUUUCCUCGAGCUGUAGACAGCACUAAUGUGGGAGGAGUAACAAAAAGAAUCGAAACCUCAAGUGCACUAGGCAGAUUGCUAGACCAGAUACUGAAACUAGACUCCUAAACUGUUAAGUAUUUAGAAAGAGGGCGGUAGGUGUUUGAUAUGAAAAGCUAGUUCGCUUACUCUUGUAAACGUUUUGCAUCGGAAAAGGGGAUUGUAUGCUGUCUCUGCACGUCUGCUGUGCUGACCUGCUCAAACUAACUUGGGUGUGUACAAGAGGAGCCAGCAGUAAUCAUCGCCCGGAAGAAGGGGUCGGAUCUGGACCCCUCAAGUUACUUUCCAGGAGCAGUUGUCGGGCCAUCUAGGGAGGCCAGAAAGCGAAUCUCUUUAAGGAGCUAACAAUCCAGAUUAUGCAGUAAAAAUCUGCCUGUGAGUCCCACAUGCAGUUUGACAACGUAAGGCCAGCUGCUGUUCCUGCUGCUGCUGCCCCGUUUGCUGCGGAGGGAAGCGCUCUUCAUUUCCACCGGCUGCGGCGGUUUCCUUUACCUACCCGUGGGGCAGUCUUGCCAUGUGGGGCUAGGAUUCUCCGCAGUAUUAAGCAGUAAAUAUGGAGGCUGCUUGCAAGCCAGAUGGCGGGGAUCAGAGUCAUCCCAGCAGCGGCGUGGAGGCUCCUGGGGACUCUUCUAUGGACAGUUACUUGCGAUCUCAGGGUUUAUAUAGAAAGCGGGUUGCUAAGGAUGGAUCCUGUCUUUUCAGGGCUGUGGCCGAGCAGGUGUUGUACUCACAGUCUCGGCAUAUUGAUGUUAGGAAUGCCUGUAUAAAUUAUAUUCGGAAAAACAGAGAAAAAUUUGAAGCGUUUAUAGAGGGGCCAUUUGAAGAGUAUUUAAAAUGUUUGGAAAACCCACAGGAGUGGGUUGGACAAGUGGAAAUAAGUGCCCUUUCUCUUAUGUACAAGAAGGAUUUUAUAAUAUAUCAGGAACCAAAUGCUUCUCCUUCACGUGUAACUGAAAAUGGCUUUCCUGACAAGGUACUACUGUGUUUUUCAAAUGGAAAUCACUAUGAUAUUGUUUAUCCUAUAGAGUAUACAGAAAGAGCUGCUUUGUGCCAAUCUCUUCUUUAUGAAUUGCUGUAUGAAAAAGUGUUAUGUACUGAUGUGAAUAAAAUCCUAGUGGAACUAGGUGUGACAGAGGAAAAUAAUGGUAGCAGUGAAGUGUCUGAUUCAGAUUCAGAAGACGACAACUGCAAAAGUAAAACUGCUGCAGUUAAUGAUAUGAAUGGAUUUAAGUCUCUUUCUGGCAAUAAGCACCUUAAGAACAAUGGAAAUCCCACCUCAUUUUUGCCUAGAAAAGUACUUCAGUCACUCAAUCCAUCAGUUUACAGAAAUGUUGAAUAUGAAGUUUGGCUACAGUCAAAACAGGAUCAGCAAAAGCGGGAUUUUUCCAUUGCUGCUGGCAUGCAGUAUUCAGUUGGAGAUAAAUGUAAAGUGCGCUUAGACCACAAUGGGAAAUUUUAUAAUGCCCAUAUCCAAGAGGUUCGCUCUGAGAAUGGCCCAGUUAUUGUUUUUGUAGAAGAGCUUGGAGAAAAGCAUGCUGUCUCACUGAAAAGCCUUAAACCACUUCCACAGGCAUCUCCUAUAGAGGGCUGGAAUACUGUGUCAGGGAAGAAGAUAAAAAAGUUCUCUACAGCAUGUGGGCAAAAUGUUCAGCCUGAAGCAGACUGCAGAGGGCCAAAGAGUCAAAGCAAGCCAAUAAAAACCCAGUCAGUGCUACCUCCUCGACAACAGUAUGCUGUGGGAACCAGACAGCAUCAGUUCUCACAGUCUCAGCAGACAUCUACUGAGCACAAAACUCCAGGCAGGAAUCCCUCCCAGUCUGUAAGAAAACCAGACAGGGAGAGAGCUGAAGAUCUGGACUACAUUAGCAGAGAUUGUUACUACUUUGGCCUGUCCCCAGAGGAACGCAGAGAGAAGCAGGCCAUAGAAGAAUCUCGCUCACUUUAUGAGAUUCAGCAAAGGGAUGAACAAGCUUUUCCUGCUCUUUCUAACCAUUUAGUUUGUCAGGCUGCUACGCAGACUGCUGAUACUUGUGUAAAGCUCCGAGUUGUUACUGAGAAAAGAAACAGCAGGGGGAAGGCAAAUAUGGAAGAGCGAAAGGAUAAAGAUUCAAAUUCCAGGCAGGUCCACUUCAGUCAGAAGUUUGAGUCAAAUUCAUCUGAGAAGAAUGGUGGAGAUGACAAGUAUCCACAAGCUUCAUCUCCUUCGAAACAAGAAAAGACACAAUCUCAGUCUCCUGCUGAACAAAACCUGACAGAACACUUACCAUGUGUAAAUCCAACUCCCCCUCCACCCUUCUCUGAGGUGCAUUUGCCUCCGACAGUGCCUUCUAUUACAGCCAUUGUGCCAGCCUGGCAAAAUGAGCCAACUUAUCGACCAACAGGUUUUCCAACCCAAAUACCUGUUUCUUCAUUGAUGCCGGCCCCGACAACUGGACCUGAUUCUGUUGUAUCCCAGGCAACAUCUGCUCCAGUUGCCGGAGUUCCUGUGUCAAUACAAGCAGUUAACCAGCCUUUGAUGCCUUUGCCUCAGUCACUGAAUCCUUAUCAGGACCCAUUAUUCCCUGGAUUCCCUUUUAAUGAAAAGGGGGAGAGAGCCAUUGCACCACCUUAUUCCCUUUGUAAUACUGGGGAUGAUCUGCCUAAAGAUAGAAGUAUUCUUCGAUUUUUCUUUAAUCUUGGUGUGAAGGCAUACAGCUGUCCCAUGUGGGCACCACAUUCUUAUUUGUACCCUCUGCAUCAGGCCUAUCUAGCUUCUUGUAGAAUGUAUCCAAAAGUUUCUGUUCCUGUAUAUCCUCAGAACCCUUGGUUCCAAGAGGCACCACCAACCCAGAAUGAAAAUGAAACUGCACAAACAAACAGACACUUUCCUAUGCAGAAUGAGGCCAGAUCUGAGGAUCAGAGUCUGGAAGCUGACAGUAGGUCUCCAUCAUUGCCUCUGAUUAUAUCUACAGCUCAGGUGUCAGAAAGUCAAGGACAGGUCUGUGUAGAAUCUGAGAACCCAGUGCAAGCUCUUCAGUCCGAUCAAGAUGAGUCAGUGAGAGGAAAAAACAUGUUCCUGCACCCACCAUUUGGACACAAUCAAUUUUUAGGAGCUGUUCCAAUAACACCUCCUUUUUUCCCUCACUUUUGGUAUGGGUACCCUUUUCAGGGUUUUAUGGAAAAUUCAGUAGUGAGAUCUAAUGUUAUGUCACCUGAGGACAAAGGGGCUGCUGUUAGCCCCUCAGCAAAUAUAUAUCUGGCCAAAGAAUGCAGUUCUCCAGUUCCAGUAGCAAGCUGUGUGGAGCAUCUUCAGAAGGUAGAGUGUGAAAGUAACUCCAGUGCCAUACCUCUCCCUAGGGCUAGUUUGAGCAGCGAAUGUGAUGUUUUGAAUGAAACCUCAACCAAGGUGCCUAAGAUGGAGCAAAUAUGUACUGCUGUUUCUCCUGCAAAACAGGCGAAGGCUGCUCUACAAAAUCGUUCUACACAGAUGCAGGGGAUUGAGCGGCAGACAGUGGUGUCACAUGCUUCACCAUCAGUAACAGAGCCACCAAAAAAUGAAAUGAAAAGUAAUAUUCCUGGUCAUAAGGAAAAGCCAGAGAAAGCCAGAGAUUCCAAGGCUACUGAUAAUUUACAGGCCAACUUGGUAGAAAGCAGGGCGCACAGAACAAGGGAAGAGAGCUCUGAAGAUGAAAAUGAGGUGUCUGAUAUGCUGAGAAGUGGUAGAUCCAAGCAAUUUUAUAAUCAGACUUAUGGUGGUGGCAGAAGGCCAAGAAAUGAAUGGGGCUACCCAUCUAGUAGGGGAGGAUACCAGUACCCAAGAAACGAAGAAGCUUGGAAAGGACCACCCAACAGAAGCAGAGAUGAAGGUUACCAGUAUCACCGAAAUUUUAGAGGGAGGCCAUAUAGAAAUGAUAGAAGAAGGGCAAUCAUGGGAGAUAAUCAGAGGGGGCAUCUAGCAUAAGCAUGUCUUCUUAGAAAGUUUCAAAUGCCAAUACAAAUUUCAAGGAGAGACUUCUAAAAUCUUCCCAGCUUUUUCUUUUGUUUUAAGAUAGGGAACACUUGUAACCUCAAAGUAAGGCCUGAGGGGAAACGAACUCCUAGUCCUAGCAUUAAGUUUCAUGGCAAUUAAACAUUGUUUCAGUUUAGGAAUUUUUUCAAAUUCUGGAAGUAGAAAAUUUGUUUUUUAAAGUAUAAAAACAGUACAGUUUAGUACUGAAAAUUUUCCUUAGAGGUUUCAGUUUGUGGUACAAUAAAAUGAUAAAUAUUAAAAUGUUUACUGGAAUGACACAAAUAUAGUAUUUGACGUGAUCUCGGUUCUAAAACUGAUGUAGUGUUGCACCAAAUAUAAAUGUAUAUUAUCAUACAAUGCCUUAGUUCUAAACUGAGCUAAAGGAGUACUCAGCCUCCCACACUGUUGUUUUUGAUAUGCUUCCAACCCAAAGGCCUUUCAUCUCAAAAUCUGUCAAACUUGAAUGUUUCUCUUUAAUGUGUUACAUCUAUGGCAGUCAGCUAACUGUGUCUUAGAUAUGCUGUAUAUAAUUCUUUUAAUAUUCAUAGGGUAUAUUUUUGAAUUUUAAAAAGCAUUUGGUGAAAUCAAAAUUGAGACAAGCAGUCAAGAAUAGCUGUGUGUGAAUCGAUAGGAAAUUUAGUGGAAUGACUGUUUCCACCAAAAAUUCUUAACACUGGUGUGACUAUAAUGGUGCCUAUGCCAAUUAAAUAUUUACAAAGACAAUAAAAACGUAGAUGCUAUGCAUUUCCAAAAUAUUCUGCAUCUGUUAUAAUAGCAGAAUUUUUUAAUGCCACUUUAACACUAAUGCACUGACAAAUCCUAAAUAUUUUGUGAGCAGAGAUGCAUAAAAUACAUGUUACAUUUUUUUUUUUUAAGUUUGUAUGAUGAGCUACUGUUGAGCUUUUUUGUUGUUGCACUGUUGAUGCAAAUUGGUUAUGCUUUGCAUGUACAACUCAUUGCUGGAACUACUUUUUAAAAACAAGAUAGAUGUGGUUUUCAAAAUAUAUUCUCCAGAAUUCAGAAGAAAGCGGCUUCUGCCUUAUUUUUACACUGUGUCAGAGUUCUGAUUGCUGUUUCUUCUGACUCUUAGAUGAUCUCUGCAGUGUUCCUGAUUAUUGCCUUUGCAGUUGGGAUAUUCAGCUAUCCAAUCUCAGAGAGAGUGCAGUGUGCACACUAUUCACUCAGCUCUGUUGCUUUGUAAAAUUAACAGUUGUGUAUAUUUUUAUAUCUCUGUAUAUACCAGUGUAAAAGGUGAUGGUGCCCUUUUAUUCAUGUCUGAGAUUGUAUACCUUUGAUCAGGAAACUUGAGUGAUACUGUUAUACAUGUGACGAAGCAAUUCUUUUCAGAUGCAUGCCAUGUAUAAAACACCUAAUUAAAAAUAAA